Molecule: messenger RNA, 1485 nt
Organism: Fusarium fujikuroi IMI 58289
Lineage: Eukaryota; Fungi; Ascomycota; Sordariomycetes; Hypocreales; Nectriaceae
Product: related to secretory lipase
Exons: 1
Coding region: 1-1485 (494 amino acids)
Biological process (GO): lipid catabolic process
Molecular function (GO): triacylglycerol lipase activity
Source: RefSeq, a predicted model, not a curated record
AUGAAGUACUCACCUUGGUCGCUAUUCCUUUCAGCCUCACUCUUGGGGGGUACUGAAGCACAGAAUCUGGCUCUAGCUUUGCCUUUCUCUACAGGCUUUAACUCAUCUUUCUCUCUUUCACCUGCCCAGAUCAAAGGAGCUAAUCUUUCAGACACUGUAGCCAGCAGUGUCAAUACUGUUAUCAAUUUCCAUCAAUCCAGUCUUGCCAACGGCGGCCCAAAGCAAGAUGACUUCUAUACUCUCCCUGUGAAACGAACCGAUCUUCGACCUGGUCAGGUCCUCAAGGUGCAGGAAGUAACAGAACCAGCUCCAUUCUCGAUCGCACCUGGAUCGUCACUGAGCAGGAUUCUUUAUACAACUCGUAACUUCAACGGAACGAUUAUUCCUGCAAGUGCGUAUAUCCUCUGGCCGUUUCUACCCCGUCAAUUCAACAGCAAGUCGGACGAUAAAGCUCCCGCGAUUCUUUGGGCUCAUGGAACGUCUGGCUUCUUUAUAGACUCAGCACCUUCCACUCAUCGUGGUCUCUACUACGAGAACGUGGUCCCUCUGGCCCUCGCACAAGAAGGCUAUGCAGUUGUCGCGCCCGACUAUGCCGGUCUCGGAGUAGACAAGUCAUGGGAUGGCAGUGAUAUUCCACAUCAGUAUUUUGCUACCCCAGCUGGUGCACAGGACACUCUCUUUGCUAUGGAAGCUGCACUUGAGGUAUUCAGCAACCGCCUUAGUGGGAAGUUUGCCAUUAUGGGCCAUAGUCAGGGCGGCGGGGUUGCCUGGGGUGCAGCAGAAGCACUAGCUAAAGGAAAGGAUAUCAGUGGAAGAAGGGCUUUCGUAGAGCUCUUGAAGGGCUACGUUGGCACCAUUUCGAUUGCACCCGUCACGAAACCUUUAUCUACUCCUCGACUCUUCAGCAGCUACAGUGCAUCCAUAGCGUUAUCAAGCAUCUUUCCCGACUUCAAGCCCAGCCAGUGGCUCACCCCACUGGGUGUCGCGAGACAAAAGCUGAUGAAGCAGAUCGGAGGAAGCGUUGCAGCUGGACAGCAGCUAUUCUUCACUGAAUCGCAAAGCGUAUUCGAGAAACACGAUUGGUACAACUCUUCUUACCACGCUGCUGCCUUUGAUAAGCUCGGUAUUGUCGGAGAUAAACCAUUUGCAGGCCCUCUUUUGGUGAUUCAGGGCUCCGAGGAUGUUUUCAUCGCGGCUACGACUACCAAUGAAACCAUCACAGAUACCACGAAUCUAUAUCCGAACGGCUCGUUGAGUUAUAUAUAUGUUGAGAAGUUCGGUCAUACUCCUAUCAUCUCAGGUGUCCGAAGCCUCUGGAUGGCGUGGCUAGAGGAUAGAUUCCAGGGCAAGAAACAGCAAAGAGGACUGGAAAGAACAUAUGUCAAGGGAUGGCUGGGCGAUGAUAAGCCCUUCUUUGGAAGCAACGGAUAUCUUCAGUGGAGCGGAGCACCAGAGUAUACGUAUCAGAACCCGGGGGCAGUCUAG